Serinus canaria (Common canary) is the source of this 1538-nucleotide messenger RNA. Its product is annotated as high affinity immunoglobulin gamma Fc receptor I-like. Lineage: Eukaryota; Metazoa; Chordata; Aves; Passeriformes; Fringillidae. The record is from RefSeq and is a predicted model, not a curated record. Gene Ontology annotation, biological process: cell surface receptor signaling pathway. Gene Ontology annotation, molecular function: transmembrane signaling receptor activity. The transcript is spliced from 8 exons. Bases 39 to 1283 code for a protein of 414 amino acids.
GGAACCGUGGCCACAGCAGCGAGUGACAGCCAGUCCACAUGGCUGGGGACACCGGGAUGGCCGGGAAGGUGGCACUGCUCCUCUGGGCCCAAACCCUUGGCCUCGCUGGCGCCCAGACCACCCAGCUCCUCGUGGAUCCCCCCUGGGUGCCACCGGUGAAAUGGGACCACGUGAAACUGACCUGCAGGAGCUUGGGGACCACCGGUGCCACCACCUGGUACAAGGACGGGCAGAUCUGGAGGCAGGAGGGAGAAGACCAUGUCACUGUCACCGAGAGUGGCACCUACACCUGUGACAGAUCCGGCAGUGGGCUCAGCCCCCCUGUGACAGUCUCAGACGAGCGGCUGGUGCUGCAGGUGCCGUCGCAGGCGCUACUGGAGGGGGACACAGUGACACUGCGCUGCCAGGGCUUGUGGAAUGACCUGGUCACCUCCGUGUCCUUCAACUGUGAGGGGAAGGAACUGGGCAGACUCCAUGAUGGGACCGAGCUGACCCUGUCCCCUCUUCAGCUGCAAUACAGUGGUCGCUACCACUGCAAGUGCCGGGUGGAAUACAGGGCAGAGAAGUUUUGGGAGUCGGCAUUGGUGACAGUGACAGUGCAUGUGCCUGUGGCCAAUGCCACCAUCAGCCCUGGUCCCCUGUCACACCAGGUGCACGCAGGUGACAACGUGACCCUGCGCUGCUCAGUGCAGGUGGGCUCAGCUCCUGUCAACUUCACCUGGCUGCACAACAGGAAGGAGGUGGCCCGGGGUCCCCUCCUGGAGCUCAGGGACAUUGAUAAGGGACAUUCAGGCACCUACCAGUGCGUGGCCACCAACCAGCUGGGACAAGACAGGCACCGUGUGUUCCGGGCACUCAGCCCAGAGCUGGCCCUGGAGGUGACACCUGGCUCACCCUGGGUCACAGGUGGGGUCACAUGGGGCCACCAGGGAGGGCUGAACCCCAGGGUGAUGGGUUACCCUGAUGUAUCCCCUCUGUUUCUUGCAGUGGUCGCAGGGGUCGGUGGGGCCCUUCUGUUCCUGCUACUGCUCAUGGUUGUCAUUUUGGCCUGGCACUUGUGGCACCGUGUGGCUGCCAGGAAGAACCAGCAAAGGGCCCCCCCGGAUCUCCCGGCCCCCCCAGAGGAGGGGGAGGUGCUGUACACCCACGUCGUGGUCACCAAGAGGGCAGGGGCGUCCCCACGUGCCACCACAUUCCAGGAUCCCCAGGUGACCUACGCGGAGCUGCGGGGACAUCAGGGGCGACCACGGGAACCUGGUGACAUCUCUGGGAAUGUGCUGUGACACUGGGGGGAACUGGGGGCACUGGGGGUCCCCACCCAUGGGCACCCACUAGUGUCUAUGCUGCCACUAAAAAUUGCCCCUCUCCCUCCCUGUGGGGGCACAAAGAUCCCAAAGGGCUGAGAGAAGAACAAUUUCCUGAGACAGCAACGAGAGAGAAUAAAACCAGCAACAACAUCAAAAAUAUUCAGUCUAAAUUACCACAGAAGGAACUAUUUCCUGGGGAAGCCACCAGAAAAGAAUAAACCCCAGACAUUU